ACCACGCCUCAACGCCCAAUGUCAGCUGGGACUGGCUCCAAAGCGCCCCCCUCGAUUGUCCUUAUAUCUGCAGCAUAUCUUAAAUGUUUUCAAAAAACCUUUUUAUUCAGGCAGUAGUUGGCUUCUUUGUUAGUCGUCAUACAGGGCCCGUCAGAACAACAUGGCGGCCACAAGCACGAAGUCGGUUUUGUUCGUUUGUCUGGGGAAUAUCUGUAGGUCUCCCAUUGCCGAGGCUGUAUUCAGAAAGAUGGCAACAGACUCUGGUGUUGCUGAUAAGUGGGUCAUAGACAGCAGUGCCACAUCUGAUUCGAAUAUAGAAGCCAGCGCUCUGGCCUGCCUAAUGAAGCAUGGCAUUGAGACGAGCCACAGGGCCCGAAAGGUGACAAAGGAUGACUUCAUGAGCUUUACGUACAUUCUCUGCAUGGAUGAGAGCAAUCUGAGUGACUUGACGAAGAAGGCAAAGACUGUGAACAACUGCAAAGCAAAGAUUGAGCUUCUUGGUUCAUAUGACCCCCAGAAGCAGCGGAUCAUCAGAGACCCAUAUUAUGGAAGUGACGAAGACUUUGAAAAGGUGUAUGAGCAGUGUGUACGUUGCUGCAAAGCAUUUCUGGAGGCCAACUCCUAACAACAUUCGGCAUGAAAUAAUCCUUCCUGAUAAAUAAGAAUAAUCAAACAAAUAUAUAUUUUUGAUUGUGUUUUAACCCUUAUCAUUACAGCUCUGUUGUGAGCACCAGUGUUUCAGAGAUAUAAAUGUUAUAGAAACCACAUUCUAUGCAUUUAGAACAGUGCUGUGUGGAUAAGUCUGUCCACUAAGUUCAGAUCAUUAAUAAAUUAAAUAAGUCAAGACAAUUUUUUUUUUCUUCCACACAAAUCAUUCAUCUUUUCCUGAAUAUGCUACAGCUUUUAUAUGAAUGGAGACUGCCUGCAGACAAUAAUGCAUGACUGGACAUUUCUGAGGUCCACAGGUCAGAAUGUCGACACUGGGGUCAGAGUUGAUGCUGGUCUAAUUACUAAUCUUCUUGGGUAUUUUGUCUUGUGGAAACAAUUCUGUCCGCUCUGUGGCUUUAUAUACCAUUGAGAUAAAGCACAUGAGUACCUCAUGCCAGGUAACACAAGCACAGCUAGGAGUUAAUUUGCUUACCAAACAAUCUGUAAAUUUGCACAAGCAAAUGAUGGCUACAAAGUUCAGUUAAAGGAAUAAAAUUAUUGAAAAUAUGCUUAU
Messenger RNA from Monopterus albus (swamp eel), 1222 nucleotides. It is a transcript of the gene acp1, whose product is annotated as acid phosphatase 1. Gene Ontology annotation, biological process: protein dephosphorylation. The transcript has 6 exons. Bases 161 to 625 code for a protein of 154 amino acids. The record is from RefSeq and is a predicted model, not a curated record. Gene Ontology annotation, cellular component: cytoplasm. NCBI's taxonomy places the organism in Eukaryota, Metazoa, Chordata, Actinopteri, Synbranchiformes, Synbranchidae. Gene Ontology annotation, molecular function: non-membrane spanning protein tyrosine phosphatase activity; acid phosphatase activity.